Messenger RNA from Tarenaya hassleriana, 1233 nucleotides. RefSeq lists its product as uncharacterized. The record is from RefSeq and is a predicted model, not a curated record. The transcript has 7 exons. The coding region runs from base 1 to 1233 and encodes 410 amino acids. Lineage: Eukaryota; Viridiplantae; Streptophyta; Magnoliopsida; Brassicales; Cleomaceae.
AUGGCAUCUCAUGUCUUCAUUGUUGAUCGAAGGAUCAAUUUGCUGCUGUUUCCGAUAAUCACGGUGUUGAUAAUCACUACUUCCUCUGCACAGAUAGAUAUUUCAAAACUGCAAGAGGUUGAGAUACAAAGACACUUGGAACUAAUCAACAAACCCGCUGUUAAAUCUAUCAAGAGUCCAGAUGGAGAUAUAAUAGAUUGUGUUCAUAUCACCAAUCAACCCGCUUUCGACCAUCCUUUAUUAAAGAACCACACUAUUCAGUUGAGACCAAGUUUUCUCCAAGAAGAUCCUUCAUCAAAAACCGAUGGCAUAGCUCAAGUAUGGCAUAGGAACGGAGAAUGCCCAGAGAACACCAUUCCGAUAAGAAGAACAACAAUAGAAGAUCUCUUACGUUGGGGUUCCAUAAAAAAUUACGGGAAAAAAGAUUCAAAUUAUAGCAUCCCUGGAUCUAGAUUUCACCCAACUCAAAACAUAUGGGCAAAACGCGAGCAUGCCAUGUUGGUAGUGGAGAAUGAAUAUUACCAAGGAAGCGAGGCUUGGAUCACUGUGUGGAAACCAUAUGUUGAACAGUAUAAUGAACUAAGUACGGGCCAGAUGUGGAUUUCUAGCAAAGGUUCUAAUCAGCAGGGAGUUAAUGUGAUGGAAGCGGGUUGGCAGGUAAAUCCAAUAUUGUACGGCGACGGAAACCCGAGACUCUUUGUUUAUUGGACUGGUGACGGGUACGAGAAAACAGGCUGCUACGACCUCAAAUGUCAGGGCUUUGUCCAAAUCAGCAGCAAGACCGCCGUUGGUGCGGCCUUCAACCGCUAUUCAACAAUUAGUGGUCCGGAAUAUAAAUGCAUCUUUCUUAUAAGGAAGGAUCCCAUAAGCGGAAAUUGGUGGCUCCUAACCAAUAAUCGCCAAGUCGGUUAUUGGCCGAAUUCUCUCUUUCCAUUUCUAAAGGACUUGGCAUCAAAAGCGGUAUGGGGAGGAGAGAUCAAUAAUCUAAGGAAGAAUGGGCGACACACUUCCACUUGCAUGGGAAGUGGCCGCUUCGCGGAGGAUGGUCGUGGGAAGGCGGCUUUAAUAAGCCGCAUUACCGUACUCCAGCGGAACCUGAAGAAGGAGCCCGAAAAAGGCUUUCCCUUCGUCACUGACAAGGGGUGUUACAAUUUACAUUAUAACCGUCUUGACCCUAAGUUGGGAUCACACCUCUUCUUCGGUGGAAUUGGUCAAAACUCUAAUUGCCUUUGA